GAUGUGAUGCAUCCUGCCUCACCUGCUCCGGUCCCCACUCCGUCUCCUGCACCAGCUGCAGAGACGACCACAGGCUCGAGGGCCACAGCCAUUGUGUGCCAUUAGCCAACAAAUGCUCAACUCACGAGUACGCAGACCAGCACGGGGACUGCCAUCCGUGUCACAAAUAUUGCCACAGGUGCUCAGGUCCGGGCAAAACUCACUGCCUGAGCUGCACCCAGAGACAUCUCCUGCUCAAUGGCACCUGUGUGGAUGCGUGCCCCACCGGCUACUAUGAGGACAAGCUGGGCCAGAAAUGUGAACCUUGUCACGCUUCCUGUCAGACGUGUGUUGGGGAAAACAGCAACGAGUGCCUCGCCUGUAAAAGCCACCUAUUCAGAGAGGGCAAAGAGUGUGUGGAGACCUGCCAGCACAGUCACUAUGGAAACACGGACUCGGGGAUAUGUGAGAAGUGUGACCCGAGCUGUGGUGAGUGUAUCGGAGGCGGGGAGGACAGCUGCCUGAGCUGCGCUCUGGGUCUCAUCUACUUGCGGAAAGAAGGCCGCUGCCUCCCCUCGUGCCCUCUGGGAUACUACCACGACGCCGUGCACAGGACCUGCGCGCACUGCCACACCAGCUGCAGAGCGUGUUCAGGAAAAGAUUCUCGAUCCUGCGUCUCAUGCUCCCCUGGAUUUCUGCUCUCUGACGGCAUGUGUGACUCCAUGUGCGAUGUAGGCCAGUAUCCUGUUAUAAAGGUAACCAUGCAAUAUUUAAAUUAAGUUUUAAUUUCACAAAUAUUAACUUUUCAUUAAAGAAAAAAAAAAAAACCUAAGCCUGUCCUUGCUCCACCAAAAAUAAUCAUUAACUAAUGUUUUGGCCCCGGGUGUCAAAUAAUGCAAUUCAGGCUGACUUAUUACUGCACCGCGAGAAAUUUCAAACAGCAGAGUGAAAAUUAUGACUGUGUCAUGAUUCAAAAUAAAUCUCCUGGCUCAUGCUGUGAGGCUACUGACUGAAAGUGUCUGGCAGGUAGAUGCAUAUUAAUUGGUUAAGCUGAAAGGCAGUGCAUUAGUUAUAUUCAGCCCUUUUGGUAAUGAAAGUUUUCUUUGAAGCUUUGAUGUAGAAUUCCUGCUGUAGCUGUGUGUCUGGC
Molecule: messenger RNA, 1126 nt
Organism: Labrus bergylta (ballan wrasse)
Lineage: Eukaryota; Metazoa; Chordata; Actinopteri; Labriformes; Labridae
Source: RefSeq, a predicted model, not a curated record